CAUCCAAUUUUCUAAGCCAAAUAACAAUGGCUACCACUAGAUUGUUGCGUUCGUCUACUAAGCCCUUGGGUCGCAUUUUUGCUCCUUCUUCUUCUUGGCCUUCUUCGUCAGUGAACAAUGUUAGGUGUGUGAGCAAGGGAGGGUUAGAUGGGGAGAAGAAAGUUUGUGGGAGUAGUGAGAAGAAACCAAUGCUGGCUAUGAAGGCGGCUUCUGUGGAAGCAGAGAGUGUGGUCAUAUCAGAGCCACGAGAUGAUUGGGGCAAAGAGUUGGCAUCUUCGCUCGCAGUUGCUAUUAAUGCUAUGCGUCAGGUGCUGGUGCUGGUUAUCAAACCAAGACCUUGGAGAUUACAUGUUCAGAUGCUUAUUGAAAAGGUUAUAAUUGAUUCUCGAUUCUCUACCAUAUUCGCUGUUGCGGGAUCUUUAUUUGGAUCAGUUCUGUGUUUCAUGGAGGGAUGCUUUCUCAUUCUGGAGUCAUAUUUACAGUAUUUCCAUAGCUUAUCACAGAAGUCAGAUCCAGAACAUAUCAUCCAUCUACUGAUAGAAGCCAUAGACAUGUUCUUGGUUGGUACCGCAAUGCUUAUUUUUGGGAUGGGGCUGUACAUCAUGUUUGUGGGAUCAGCGAGUAUGAAAGGAGGUGCUCCAUCGCUUCCAAGGUCGAACUUGUUUGGGCUCUUCCCAUUGAAGACACUUCCAGCAUGGGUUGAGAUGAAAUCAGUUUCACAAGCCAAGUCUAAAAUCGGGCAUGCCGUGAUGAUGAUACUUCAAGUUGGAGUUUUGGAGAAAUUCAAGAGUAUACCUCUUGUUACUAGCUUGGAUCUUGCUUGCUUUGCUGGGGCUGUAUUUGUUUCCUCAGCAUGCAUAUUCCUUCUCUCGAGGCUUUCAGUUGGCGGUAGCCAGCAUGGGAUAGAUAGGUAGCCGAGAAGUUUGCAUGCUGAUACAUGCUCAUACUUAUACCAGAAAGAAGAUUGAGUAGAAGAAGAAGAGAAAAGCCCUUUCAUUGUUUUGGCCAUUAAUUCUUUUUGUAUCAUCACUGAUAUAUACAUAGUUGUAUAGACGCAAUGCUUUCAAUUAGAUAAGAGAAAAACAAAGAAUACCUUAAAGGUAAUAGUACAUAUAAAAGAAUAAGCUUCAACAUCAAGGAGGUUUGCUAGGCACUGCUUCGCCAAUAUCAAUUCCCCCAAGAUCUCUUUCUUAUAUGUUUCCAUCAUUUGUUAGAACAAUAUGUGAUUCAUUGUAAAUCAUUUCCUAAGUCGGUAGUCAAAUUUAUAAAUUUUCUUCCUUUAUACAGUUAUGGGUUUGUCAUCUCUUUCAUAUGCAGUUAUUGGUCUCCCCCGGGCUGCAAUGGCUUUGGUCAACAUCUGAUGGGCUGGUUAGGCUGGUCCGUCCAAUCAGUUCCAUACAGAACUCAUUGGGUUAAACCUUUCUCUGCCCAGAAACGAAGCCUUUCUAGACCAGACUCAGCCUCACCUUGCCUGCAUGCAAUUAUUAUUUGUUGCGAAAGCCUCCCUCUAAGAACUCCAUCAGAGACUCGUCUAGCUGCUGGAUGUCAUAAAGCAUGUAACAUAAAAUGUUAUUUAAGUUCUAUGUUUACGUAAUACUCCAUCAACGAAGC
Molecule: messenger RNA, 1611 nt
Organism: Theobroma umbraticum
Lineage: Eukaryota; Viridiplantae; Streptophyta; Magnoliopsida; Malvales; Malvaceae
Source: RefSeq, a predicted model, not a curated record